AUGCGGUUGGCGGUGGCUGGUCCGACGGCUGCAGAGAGAAGAAGAGAAGAAAAGAAUUUGGUUCGACACUUGCGGCGCGACGCGGUGCGGAUGGUGGUGACUAGUCCGACGGAGAAGAGAAAAGCGAAUGGCGAUGGCUGGUCCAACGGAGAAGAGAAGAGCGAAUGGCAUGGCGGGUCCAACGGAGAAGAGAAGAGCGGUGGGCUGUGCGACUAUGUGUUCUUUGAUGCUUACACCAUGGUUGAAUUCGGAAGGCUAAUCUACAUAAGGACAAACCAAAAGGCACUUAGGUGUGAGGCUUAUAAAGGUCUUUCUGAUGCACUAACUAGGGGUGAAGUUGAUCCUAGCACACAGGGUAAACGGAUUAUUUUACCAUCCAGCUUCACAGGCAGUGCAAGAUACAUGAUUCAGAACUACCAGGAUGCUAUGGCCAUAUGCCGAUGGAUAGGUUACCCUAAUCUUUUUAUUACAUUCACAUCUAAUCCUAAGUGGCCCGAAAUACAAAGAUUUGUAAGUGGUAGGAACUUAAGAACGGAUAACCGGCCUGAUAUUGUCAGCCGCGUUUUCAAGAUGAAAUUGGAUUGCUUAAUCAAGGAAUUAAAAGGUGGUAAAUCAUUUGGUCCCGUUCGAGCAAUUAUCUACACAGUGGAAUUUCAUAAGCGUGGUCUUCCACAUGCACACAUACUGUUGUUCUUAGCAAAGAAUGAAAUCAACAGCUCACCGGACUUCAUGGAUGAUAUUAUAUCUGUUGAGAUUCCUUGCAAGGAGUCUGACAAAGAAUACUAUGAUGUAGUUCAAGAAUUCAUGAUACAUGGCCCAUGUGGAGCUUUAAGGAAAAAAUCUCCUUGUAUGGUCAAUGGCAAGUGUUCCAAACACUUUCCGAAAACGUUUUCCAGUGGUUCAUGCUUUGAUGCAGAUGGCUACCCAGUGUAUCGGCGACGUGAUGAAGGAAAUGACCGUGUCACCGUUGAAUUUUACAAGAGUAUUGUGGACGCAGAUGGUAAUGAAGUGGUUGAUGAAAUAAACAUGUACUACGAUUGCAGGUAUGUAUCAACAUGUGAGGCAACAUGGCACCUGUUAGGAUUUGAACUGCAAUACAGGACACCGCCGGUAGAAAGGUUGAGAUUCCACUUGCCUGAUUGCCAAUCCAUUGUAUUCCAGGAUGACGAUUCUAUCAAUGAUGUCAUAAAUAAAUGUACUAUUGGACAAAGCAUGUUUAUAGGUUGGUUUGAGGCAAACAAAAAAUAUGAAGAUGCUAAAUUGUUGACCUACAUUGAAAUGCCUACAAAGUUUGUAUGGAAAAAGGAUAGUAGAGAGUGGCAUCCAAGGAAAAAGGAGUUUUCAAUUGGCCGUAUUUUUUAUGUACCUCCUGGUAUUGAUGAGUUAUAUUAUAUGAGAUGUCUUCUUAAUAUAGUUCGUGGACCAACAUGUUUUCAAGACCUUCAUACAUUUAAUGGAGUUGAGUAUGACACAUUCAGAGAUGCAUGUUAUGCAAGGGGAUUACUAGAUAAUGAUAAAGAAUACAUUGAUGCAUUUGAGGAGGCAACGUCUUCUUCUCCGGCGGACCUGCUCUACUUCUCCGACGUCUUCUUCUUCUCCGACGACAUUGCUCAUUCUUCUCCCGCAAACCUGCUCUACUCUUCUUCUUCUCUGAAGCAAUUGGAGGUUCACGUCGACUGUGUAGCUGGAGGAAUCUCAGUUGUACCGCCUGAAGGAGUCGACGGGGAGGUUCACGUCGACUGUGCAGGUCCGCGGGAGAAGAAGAAGAGCAGAGCAGAACUUAUCUUAAAUGAUGAUGAUAAGAAAAAACUUGCGCUAAUUGAGAUUGAGCGAUUGCUACAAGUCCUAAACAGGUCUUUGAAAGAGUUCCCGCCAAUGCCUCUACCGAAUUUUGACUCAUCAAUGAACUCUGGAAAUAGAUUGUUGUAUGAGGAGUUGGAUUAUGAUCGUAAAGCUUUGGCUGAACAGAGUGUCCUUUUGGCAAGCAAACUUACUGACGAACAAAGGGUGGUCUAUGAUUCAGUCAUUGAAGAUGCUAUAUAUGACAAACAAAGGUGGCAAGACAUUGUGGCGGCAACCAUUAAUUCUUCUUAUUUGUGGGACAAUUGCAAGGUUUUGAACACUAUUGGUGAUGCUGCUGAAUUUGAAAAACUUGAGGUUUUUGCAAAUUGGAUUGCGUCAAUUAGAGAUGGUACAAUUGGUGAACAAGAAGAUGGUUUUGCUGAGAUUGAUAUCCUGUCAAUCAUGUUAUUGUCCUCUAAUAGUGAUCCCAUUGCAACAAUAGUUGAAAGCACAUUUCCAAUGUUUUCAAAUGAAAGUGUUAAUCAUACUUUUUUUAGAAAGUCGUGCAAUUCUAGCCCCAGCCCUAGAUGUGGUAAAUGCUGUCAACCAAUGCAUGAGUGA
Molecule: messenger RNA, 2403 nt
Organism: Ipomoea triloba (trilobed morning glory)
Lineage: Eukaryota; Viridiplantae; Streptophyta; Magnoliopsida; Solanales; Convolvulaceae
Exons: 8
Coding region: 1-2403 (800 amino acids)
Source: RefSeq, a predicted model, not a curated record